CCUUUCUAAGCUGUGAACUUUUGUAGGAUGGGAGUGGUUUAAUCCAGUGGAGUGCAGAAGCUGUGAGCCUCCUAAGCUGUGGUGAAUCUGCACAUGACCAAGCCAACUCUCCACCUGCCCAGCUGAGUCACCAAAAAGGGGUGACACACUAGUCAUACUGGGUACUUCAAUGUGCAUAAUAUAAAUAUAAACUACCUUGAUCAAAUCACAGGAGCACCUCUGCACCUGGAGUCUGAGAGAAUGGCUAGCACUGGUAAGGGUAAAGUCUGUGUCACUGGGGCAUCUGGUUUCAUCGCCUCCUGGCUCAUCAAGCGGCUUCUUGAGUCUGGGUACCAUGUCCUCGGAACAGUCAGAGACCCAGGGAAUCACAAGAAAGUAGGACACCUCUGGGUUUUGGAAGGCGCAAAGGAGAGGCUGCAGCUUGUGAGAGCUGACCUCUUGGAGGAAGGGAGCUUUGACGACGCUGUGAUGGCUUGUGAGGGCGUCUUCCACACUGCAUCUCCUGUCAUCACUAAAUCUGAUUCCAAGGAGGAAAUGCUUAAUUCAGCAAUAAACGGCACUCUGAACGUUCUACGUUCAUGCAAGAAGAAUCCAUCCCUCAGGAGGGUUGUCCUGACGUCUUCGUCGGCGACCGUGAGGAUCAAGGACGAAGCCGACCUGCCCCCUAACGUGUUGCUGGAUGAAACAUCAUGGAGCUCCAUUGAGUACUGCGAAAGUCUCCAGAUAUGGUAUGCCGUUGCAAAGAUCCUAGCCGAGAAGGCGGCCUGGGAGUUUGCCAAAGAGCACAGGAUCGACCUUGUGACUGUUCUUCCGACCUUUGUUAUCGGACCUAACCUGUCUCCUGAGCUCAGCCCCACUGCUUCUGAUGUCCUCGGCUUAUUCCAAGGAGAGACGGUUAAGUUCACGGUGUACGGGAGGAUGGGGUACGUCCACAUCGACGACGUGGCGAGGUGCCACAUCCUGGCGUACGAGUCCGCCGGCGCCCACGGGAGGUACAUCUGCAACGCGGCGGUGCUGUGCUGCGGUGACCUCGUCGCCCUGCUCGCGCGGCGGUUCCCGGCGUAUCCGAUCCCGAGGAGCCUGCCCAGCGUGUACGGCGAGCAGACGUACGGCUUCGACACGUCCAAGGCCCGCGCAUUGGGGCUGGUGGACCUCAAGGGCGUCGAGGAGAUGUUCGACGACGCCGUCGACUCGCUCAGAGGCCAUGGCCAUCUCCCCGCCGCCGAGGACGUCGGCAAGCAUGGAUAGCCUCUUGAUCUGAAAAGUUUCACCCCAUCGCUGGUGGAAAGCUUUUGAUUCCAAAUAGCCUGCUCUGAAAAGUCUGUCUUGGACUGUCUGACUGCAAAAGGUCAUUUAACCACUAGAAAAUUUUAAAUAAGAAAAGGGAGAGGUUCAAUUCAGCUCA
Molecule: messenger RNA, 1405 nt
Organism: Sorghum bicolor (sorghum)
Lineage: Eukaryota; Viridiplantae; Streptophyta; Magnoliopsida; Poales; Poaceae
Product: tetraketide alpha-pyrone reductase 1
Exons: 5
Coding region: 241-1248 (335 amino acids)
Molecular function (GO): oxidoreductase activity, acting on the CH-OH group of donors, NAD or NADP as acceptor
Source: RefSeq, a predicted model, not a curated record